Molecule: messenger RNA, 1422 nt
Organism: Pelagomonas calceolata
Lineage: Eukaryota; Pelagophyceae; Pelagomonadales; Pelagomonadaceae
Source: the annotation of a GenBank genome assembly
CAAGGAAGACAGCAGGCACGAGAGAGAACAAAAACACGCCCUUCGCGCGACGCGUCCUGCAUGACCACACGCGACGACGCCGGGGCCGGCCUCGACGCUUGUGCGGAACUAAACGACAGCGACUUGGGCUGGAUGGACGCCCUCGACGGCGUCGGUCUAGAGCCAGCGGCGCCAAAUUGUGAUGAAUACUCGCGACCGCCGCCGGCGAAGAAGAAAAAGCACGCGGCGCGGCGGCCCGCGCGGCCGCUCGCGCCGCCGGGCGUGUCGCUCGCGCCCGAGGAGCGCGCGCGGCUCGAGAAGGAAAGAAACCGAGAGCACGCGCGCAACACGCGCGCGCGCAAGAAGGAGGCCUUGGAGAAGCUGCGGAGGGAGGUCGCGGGUCUGGAGGAGGCGGCCGUGGAGCGCGACGAGUCCGAGCGGCGGGCGCGCCAGAUCGCCAAGAGGCGCCUGGCCGUGCUGCAGUGCGUGUUUCGCAAAAGGGGCGAAGGGGUGCUGGAGAGGGAGGAGUGGGGCAAGUUCCUCACGUCGGAUUUUGAACUGAGGCAGCCGCUGAACCCGCACCAGGCCUGCCGGCCGGCGGACGUGGAGGGGAACAGAAAACUGUCGCGGGGCGUCGACGGCUUCAUCGACGACGUCGCGUCGCUGUCCGUGCUGUUCCGGUCGGUGGGGCGGUCCGCCGAUUUGUCGUACCGCGUCGCCGCGGCCCCCACCUUCGCGUGCUCGGUGCUGCCCCCCGCGCCGACGGUCGUGAACGACGCGGUCUACGGCCACUGGGGCGCGCGCACGACGGACGCGCGCCGGCACGGCGCGCGGGGCGAGGCCGGGAUACGGGGCCUCUUCUGCGCGCGCUUCGCCGAGAGCGGGUGUCGCUUGAGGUCGCUCGAGCUCGUGUACGACGUGAACGCGCUGUCGGAGGACAUCGUGCGAUCCACGGAGACGCCGCUCACGAGGGUGCCCGGCUGCCUCCGCGACGCGACCUUCGACGCGGACCCGGCCGCGCGCGUCGUCACCAAGGCGACGGCGCCGUUCCAGAUCGUCGACUGCAACCGGGCCUGGCUCGAGCUGUGCUCGUUCCCCUCCAAGAGUUCCGUCGUCGGCCGGACGCUGCGCGUCAUCCAGGGCCCGCUCACGGACCGCGAAAGUCUGAAGCGGCUCCACGCGGAGAUCAUUCAGGGCCACGCCACCGACGCGACGCUGCUCAACUACAAAGGCGACGGCGCGACCUUCAUCAACUACCUGCGCGUGUGCCCCAUCUACCCGGACCGGGAUCCGGCCUCCAAGCCCUCGCACUACCUGGGCAUCCUCCGGGAUCUGAUGGCGGACGCGUGCGCCGACGACGCCCGAUUCGGGACCGAAUCGAUGGCGUGCCCGCUCUGCGGCGGCACGGGCCGCGCGCCGGCGGCGCCGGCCGUCUACUCGUAA